GCAGUGACCGGAAGUUAUUAUUUAUUUUCCCUUUAGAUGCAGUGACCGGGGAAAUCAAUAAAUAAAUUAAGAACUGAUUGAAUAUUGUGUUAUGAUGUUUUAAUAACUCUUUCUUGCUAUUUUUUAAUAACUUGAGGAUGCAAACUUCACAAAGUGUAAGAACAAUUACAAUAUGCAUUAAAAUAAAUUAUCAAUCAGAUUUGUUCCAAAUACUAGUUACAAAUUGCUUACUUAUAGUAUCGUAUAGUAUAGUAAUAGUGUGUCAGUAUCAUAGACUAGUACUAGUGACAUAGUAGUCGUACUUAGUUAACUUAGUACUAUAACUUGGCUGUUUCAGAUUUAGCGGCCCACGUCGACUUUGUUAAGGUUAGGCAUAGGGAUCGAUUUAGGGUUCAGGUUAGGCAUAGGGAUAGAUUUAGGGUUCGGGUUAGGCAUAGUCAUAGUGGCAUAGGGAUCGAUUUAAGAUGUAAAAGUGCACGCAUGGAAAUAGACGCGGGCCGUAUAACUCUUAUAUUAUAAAGACUAAAUCAAUAAAAUGUGUUAUUUAACUUAGGCUAGUUCAGCAGUGGCUUGGCUAGUCAGCCACUAAUCGGUUUUGACUUCAAAAAUCGUGGUUCUUGAGAAGAAAUUUGGCUCUCAAAAUUUUUUAAAUCAUCCUGCUGCUGAUUUUUGGCUCUUUUGAAAAACACCUUUGCUGACAACUGGGCUAGUGGAUCACUAAGCCUAAUCUAAGGUCCAAGGAGUAUCCUCCGGCUAAACUAAAGGAAACCUAACUAAAUAAGCCAAGCCAAAGUCUUCCAUCAUUUUUCAGUGUAUGUAGUAUGUGAAUCAAGGCCUUCUGGCUACUCUAUUAAUAUACUAAUGGUUAGCUAAAGAAGAGGGGGGGGGGGGGGGGGGUGCAUGUCUAUUGAAUUGGUAGUUUAGUAGUAUUUCUACUAAUAGUUAAUAGCUUCUACUUACUACAGAGCUAUUUUUAGUAAACAACCAAUGAGUUCAAUGACAAUGCCAAUAUCUUGACUCUUGUAGCUUGGUAGUCCAGCCUAGCAAAAGAAAAUGAGAUCUUUAAAAACCCACUUUCCAAGAUGAUGGCAAAAUAUUGCCCGGUUCAUUUAUUACUAAUUCUUACUGGUGACAAGACCUGUACUCGAUAAUGAAUCCUGAACUGAAAUAAUUUUAGCUUUAAAAUUCAGCUGAGGCUGAGAAAUAAUUUCAUUGUAAAAAUGUUUUGUAUGCUAAUUAUUAUAAUUAAAAUUAUUAAUUAAAAUAUAGGCCUUAGUAGGCACUUCGAUGAGAUCCGGGAAUUGCCGAAAACCGGGUAUCAUGAUUUCGUUAUCAAAAUGGCGACCUCCACUUUUUAAUUUACAGAGAGCCUCGUUGUUUACGAUUUUUUUGUUAAUAAUAGCCCAGCAUGCACAUUCUUUCAUUCUAUUUCUGCCCACAACUUUGAGUAGACAUGUUUUGUUAUUAGACACUUUUGUUCUAAAAAAUAUUUGAGAUCUUAACUUUGAAAAUUGAAGGUAAAAUAAUGCUUAUUUUAAUCAUAUAUGAUCAGUCGGAUAGGAUAAAAAAUGCCAUUAAAAGAUCAGCAGAAAAAGUAGUGGGAUUUCAGCAAGCCAAUAAUAGAAUAGGCUGGUUCGACGAUGAAUGCAGAGAGACUGUGGAAGAAAGAAACAAAGCACGAAUGAUCAUGUUACAAAGGGAAACCAGAAAGACAACACAAAUAUACAAGGAAGCCAGAAGGAAAGCAACAAAAAUGUAUAGGAAGAAAAGGAGGGAAUGGGAAAAAGAUAAACUAAAGGAAAUAGAAGAUUUAUCAAGAGAGGGAAAUAUAAGAGGAAUGUACAUGAAGAUAAAAGAUGAAAAGAAUGGAUACCAAGCCAGACCACAAAUGUGUGAGAGCCACAAUGGAGAAUUAAUCACAGAAAAUAGUAAAGUACUGGAGAGGUGGGCUGAAUAUUUUGAGGACAUACUGAAUGCAGACAAUAGACAAUAAGAAGAUUAUCAACCCCCACAGGGAGGACCAGACCCUUUUAUACAAUUCCCAACCCUAGAAGAAAUCAAAGAGGUAAUUAAUUAUAUGAAAAAUUACAAAGCCCCUGGAAAGACCUCAUCACACUGUGAACAGCAGAACUGAUUAAAUAUGGAGGAAAAGAACUACACAAUCAGAUACAUAAACUUAUAACUAAAAUUUGGCAAGAAGAGAAAAUCCCAACAGAAUGGGAAACAGCAUUAAUAACCCCAAUACACAAGAAAGGCUCCAAACUUCAGUGCAUAAACUACAGAGGAAUAUACAAAAUACUGACAAAGCUUAUUACCAAAAGACUACAACCUUACACUGAAGAAAUAAUAGGUGAUUACCAUUGUGGAUUCAGGCCUAACAGAUUGACUGAUCAGAUUUUUACCAUCAGAUGCCUAUUAGAGAAAUGCUAUGAAUGUAAUAUACCAGUACAUCAACUCUAUGGGGACUAUAAAAUGGCCUAUGACAGCAUCAAAAAAACUAUCUAUAUGACUUAUGAGACUCUGCAGGAGUUUGGGAUACCCAGCAAACUGACAAGACUAAUACAUGUAACACUAAACAACUCAAAAAGCAAAGUCAAGAUUCAAGGAGAAUAUUAAAGGGGAUUUCAUAUUAAACAAGGCCUAAUGCAGGGAGACACACUGUUUUGUAUGCUUUUUAACCUAACAUUGGAGAGAGUUAUUAGAAACAUACACAUUGACAUUCAAGGAACUAUAACAGGAUACUUUCUGAGGGAAACUCAAGACUCACAACCAACGGUCACACUCUACAACCAACCAAUUCAGUAACUUGAAUAUGGUGAUGACAUUGCACUUCUAGGGAAAAGUAUUAAAGACAUAUCAAAAUUCUUUAUUGAAUUAGAAGAUGCAUCUCUACAAGCAGGGCUGGAAGUUAACAACCAAAAAACAAAUACAUGACCAUGAUAAGAGAAGAACGAACAGAUAAGCAAUUAACAUUAGAAACCAGACUUUUGAAAAAGUAAGUCAAUUCAAAUACCUAGGAUCCUUGUUAAAUGAAAGAAACGAAUUACUAACAGAAAUGAAAGAAAGAAUAUCAGCCGGAAACAGGGCAUACUUCAGUAGUCAGAAAAUACACAAAAGUAAAAACAUUACAAGAGAAACAAAGAAAACUAUUUAUAUAACUGUUAUCAGGCCAGUUGUAACAUAUGCAAGUGAAACUUGGACCCUAACAAAAACAGCAGAAAACCUAUAAAACACAUGGGAGAGGAAAGUUCUCAGGAAAAUAUAUAGGCCAACAAAGGAUGAAUAUGGACGGAGAAUACGAACCAACCAUGAAUUAUACAGUCUAUAUCAUGAUCUCACGAUAGUAGCAGAAAUAAAAAGAGGCAGGCUACGGUGGGCAGGACACCUAGAGAGAAUGCCAAAUGACAGAGGAACGAAGAGGGUGCAUCACCAAUACCCCAGAGGAAAAAGGCUCAAAGGCAGAUCUAGGCUUAGGUGGAUAGAUGAUGUGGAAAAAGAUCUACAACAGCUGAAAGUCCAAGCAUGGAAAAGAAAGGCAUUAGUUAGGUCUGAGUGGAAGGAAGUGGUGAGGCAGGCCAAAGCCCUUCAUGGGCUGUAGCGCCACAGGGAUGGAUGGAUGAUUUUAGGGAAAUUUUUAAAAAAAUAUUUUCACAGAAUUAAUUAAUUUCAAAUAAUUGACAAAUCAGCACAUUUUAUACAUUUUUUUUUUAAAAUGAAAAAAUCAAGAUUUUUUUUUUUUUUGCGGAAUAUUAACAAAAACUAACUUAUAUUUUGUGGCUUUAUUUAGAGGUACUCUUAUUUUACUAUGUUCCCCGUAAAUAUUAUAUUUUUGUCUCAUUUUGCACUAAAGUUAAAGCAAAUUGAUGGUCACAAAAUGUGGAGGAAAAUCCCAUAGUAAAAAAGUGCCUUUGAGGUCCCUACUAAAAAAUUCAUAACUUUUGAACCACUUGAGCUUUGAGCUAGAAAGUUGAUCUUGGUGUUUUUGUAAUCUUUUCACCAGGCUCUAUACAGCUGUAGUAUUUUUAUAUUUUUAAAAAUGUUUUGAAAUUUUCAUCAAAGUGCCUAGCCUUAGAUAUUGAAAAUACAAUAAUAAUAGUUUUACUGCAUACAAUAUAAUGUCAUAUAAAAAAUAUUGUUACUUUAGUUAAUUGAAAGGGUAUAGUAAAGAUUGACUCAAAGAUGGCAACAGAAGCUUUGGCCAAUUUCUGUUUAGGAACAUAGUCACAUGACCUCCUUCCCCCCCCCCCCCCCCAAUUGAUUUUCUGGUGGGAGAUGGCCUAGUGAGUUACACAAUUAAGCAAUUUUUCAUCUAUAACAAAUACAUUAAUUUAAUGUCUAGGAAUCCCUAUUUACUAUUCAUUUUUUAAUUAAUGCUAAGCAAAAUCAAUGUUUUUAAUAGCAUAGAAUCCAAUGAAAAUAUAAGCAGUGAUACAUAAAAAUAAAAUAAAUAAAAACUAAGAAAAUAAGGGUAUUAUGCCUUGAAAAUCCAAUUUGGAGGGAAAUAAUGAGACUAGACAACAAUGAAAAUUUUGAAGUGUGACAUGACCUGUCUAAAACGUUGGAAUGCUUGGUUUUUUUCGGCAACACAUUGAAUUGGUGACACAAAAAGUCGGAAUUUCACAUACCGGUACCUACUUUUGAUUGUGAUUUUGGUGAUUUAAUUUUUUUUUUAAUACUAUUAAUAGUGACUACCAAUACUUUGACUUAGUCAAUACUGCUCUAUAUCAGUCUAUUACCAAUUAGUAGUUUUGGAUAGUAAAUUACCAAUAGUCAAUAGCUGCCUAGAAGCCACUGGUAGUAUAGCUGUCUAGAAUUUGAUAAUGUUGAUAAAAGUGUCUAAUUAAAUUCUAAUUAACUUGUGUUACAAUUUUAUGACAUUAUUUUUUGGGCUUCAGAGGUAAAAAUAAAAAAUUUACAAAAAUAAGCAACAGUCUUUGAAUAGUGUGAUGUCAUUUAUUUUUAUGGGUGGCCCCUAGGCCCACUUAGUGGAUCUUGAGGUGUAACUGACGGUAAUGAAUGAUUAUGUCAACAUGAGUGGUCAAGUUGCAACAAUGAGUAUGAUACUAAAUACUGAAUUAUGAUGUAUCGUAAAAGUAAAGGGCUACUUGCCUACUAUAAUCAUUAUAAUAUAAUGAUAAACUUUAGGCCUACUAAUUGGCUAAUAUUAUAUAGCCAUGGGUUCCAGGACCACUAGACUAUGCAACUAAGUAUUAAGUAGAAUUAUUAACUCCAAAAAUGCUUAUAUAUAUUAUAUUAUUAUUAUAAUAAUAAUUAUGAAAUAUAGAAGUAAUUUUUGAGGAUUGACAGCAUAAAGUAUGUUAGUAUUCAAGCCAUUGUUAUGUUUACAUCUGAAUAAGCUACCGGUAUUACAAACUAAAAUAUGAAGAAAAUGUAGCCAAUCAAAAUGAAUAGUUUAUUUGCAUUUCACUGCUUGUUCUGGUGAUACACAAGAGACCUCAAAGUAGUUAAUAGUUAAUGAAAUUACAAUGCUAGAAAUUAAUGGCUUUCUAAUCAUACAAUUGUAGAUUGUAUUGUAAGAUUCUUAUACUUAUUCUAAAUAAUCGUAACAAAGGUGUAAAUAUACUUUUAAUAUACACAACACAUUAUGGCCAUUAAUGCGAUUAUUUUGCUGAAUGACUCGCAGUAAUAAAUAUAUAUGAAGGUCAAGAAAAUCAGGCCUACAUUUUAUCUAAUUUUGUAACUUAAUAUUAUAUUUUGUUGAUCGUUGUAUUUCCUAAUAAAACCAAAAUCACAAAAUAAAAUUAAUUUAAAAACUCCUGAUAAUAAACAUAAAUGAAAAGGAUAAUAAUUUUAAAAAGAAAUGAAUUUCCUUUUGAACAAAUUGUUUUCAAACAAAUUUAGGGAAAUGAUAUGCAUAGUUAUAGCCAUAUAGUUUUAGGCCUAAUAUUUAUUACUGUGAGUCAUAAUGCCCAAAACAGUAGUAAAAAGUGUUAUUUAUAGCUAUUAAAGUGUAGGCCUACUUACAAAAUAAAUUGUUGAAUUAUGUUCAACAAUGAUUCAUAUUUAAUUUUAAAAAUGGUGGCCUAAUAAACUAAUAAGAGGGCUAGGUAGGAACUAGAACUAUAUACCAAUAUCUUAUUUAUAUGUUCUUUCUGCUACUUCUAAAUAAAGCAAAAUUUGGAUUUACCAUUAAGUUUAAUGAUAUGAAAUGUAGUUUAGCAAUAAUAAUAUCUAAUCCAAAAGGGUAGCAACCAUUUACUAAAUCAACAAAGGUCAAGACAAAACAAAUUCCAUGUGUUUCUAAAUUCUAUGACUGUGACGAGUAUGGGGGGACAAUGUUAGUAAUGUUAGGAGGCACUAAAGACAAUUGGGUAUUGCAGGAGGUGAACAUAAGUGAAACAAAUUGAUUGUGUCAAUCUCUUCCUCUUUUUGUGCCAUUUAUUCUGCCUCGGUCAUUCCACCUGCCGCCACCAACUUUGAGAGCCACUACUGACUAGUCUAAUUGAGGACAAGUAUUUUAGUUGUAAAAGAAACUUGUAGUACCCCAGUACUACUUACAAGAGUUAGCAAGUACUACAAUAGCUAUUUGAUUUCUUUAGUUCUUUAGAAGUAAAUUACUAGAGAUAAAAGUCAUCUUUGUCUCAUUAUUUACAAUGGCUUGAUAAAAACAACCCAUGUUUGUUUGUUUGUAACCAAAUGGUAGGCUACGAAAAUGUAACCCAUGAUAAUUACGGUUUACUAUGUAUUGCAUUUUAUUCUAGGCAAUUUAAUGCAAAUGAAUUUGUUUCUUUUAACCAGCAAGUUUACUCAGAGCUAAAAAUGCCCUACUUUAAUAUUAAUUUUUUUAAUGUGUAGAGGCCUAGGCUUUGAUUUAUACACACCAAGUAUCGCUAAUUUGAAUUAAUAAUAUUGGGAUAUAGAUUGUUUUAUUUAUUUAUUUUAAUGAAAUGUGUCUAAUAUUUUUCCAUAUAGUAAUACUGGUAGUAUGCCCCACAAUGGCAUAAUUUUAUUUUAAUAUGAGUAAUACAUUUUUGUUCAAGAAAGAGGAAAAGCAGUUGGAUGCAUCUCUUGAUGAUCUUAUUCACCAUGUGAGAGAGCUGAAACAGAGCAUAGCUGGCUUUAUCUAUAAACUUGAAAAUGAUUAUCAAAAUAUUUCAUGGUAAGUAUGUUUUCAUUGAAAUGAAACUUCUCUGAAAGAUAAAGUAGAGCAAGACUGAUAGAUAGGCCUACAGUAGGGCAAGUCUGAUAGAUAAAGUAGGACAAGACUUACAGAUAUAGAACAAGACUGUAUGAAGUUAGAAUAAUUUAGUUUUUAAAUGACCUAUUUCAUCACAUGCAUUUUUCACCAUAAUCUAAAAUUACUAUAACAAUUUAGAACUUCUGGCAGUCGUAGAGUUAACUUCAGAGUUAUGUUGAUUUGUUUGUUAGUCAAAUUUUUAAAGCAGUCAGUAUCAAUUUCAUGUAUUGCAUAUCAUUUCUAGUGUCACUUAGUUAGGCUAUAUGUUUAAAGCCACACACACACAAACAAACAAGAAAGAAUGCUAUAGUUUAUUGAUAACUUGCAUUGUUUUGAUGCAAAUCUUCAGAAAUGUCACUGUAGUUUAGUGAAUUGAAUUCUAAUCUCGGUUUAUUAAUUUGUAUCUUCCAACUACACAAUAUGCUGGGCUAUAAUCAAAUACUAAUUUGUAAGCAAGCUCUGCCAUCUGUUAAUGUAUGCAUGCUGAUAAAAAUCUGACAUUAUUGUGCUUGCAUACUGCCAGCUGAGUUGAUACGUUUAAAAACCUAAGAUGAUCAUUGUUGGUCUCCUUUUUUUGGACCAGCUACAGUAUUUAGUAACAGAAAUUUUGAGAUUAAUAUGGCAAAAUUUUCCCAGCUACAAUUGGUUCAGCUAGAGGAUGUAGUAACAGAAAUUUUGAGAUUAACUCUCAGUAACAAAUAAGCAGUGUGAUCAUACAUUUAGCUUUAUUGAAUUGAAUAGAUGGUGGGGAGAGUGGUUUGCUAGUGUGAAUUGGCGUGUUGAGCUGUAAGUAAGAAAAAUUUAAUAUUUUACAAACCGGUAAAUGUUAAUAUUUUGUCUGAAAAAUCUUUCACUAAAUUUGAACAUUUAAAAAUCUUUUGUACAGGCCUAAUAUGAUGGAACACUUUGGUGUUCUCUCUUCUGGCUUAAGUACUACUAAAAGACUGUUAAAGGCUGAAAAGAUGCCACUGCUGAGAAAUUAUGUUUUAUUCCCAAUUCUGCUCUCACCUGAUCGUGAUCCACAUCUAGAGGUAAUAUUAUAUAACACUGAACACAUUUAAAUAAUAGAUAGCCAGACACUUUUUAAUUUAUGGUACCGGGUAUAGUAUAACAUGCUAGAGAUUGUUCACCCUCUGUGCUUAAAAAAUAAAACCUGUUUUUAUGUUUUUGUGCAAGGUUUUGGGACUUAUUUUACUGUGUUUUUGUCUCACAAGUUGGCAUGUUUAUGAUAACUUUUCAAUUUACUUCUUUACUUACUUUCCCACACCAGCUUUGUUGUUUGUUUUUAAGUAUGACAGGCUUAGAAUUAUCAUGUCUUAUUGUUUGGGGUUACUGCAUCAUAUUAAAAAUUCUGUGACAUACAUCAUGGCAAGGAUCAAUAAAUAUUAAGAUUUUGUAAAAUUUAAAUCAAUAAUAUUGAUAAAUAGACAAGGAUUUGUUAUGGCUUGCUUUAUCAUAUAUUUUUCAAAUAUUUUAUAAUGAUCCAUAAAUACACAAACAAAUCAAAAUCUUUUUUGACAAAUGUUUAAAUUUUUGUAUAACCAUUCUCCUUUCAGAAACUCACAGAAGGACGUGUGCUAGCAUUCAAUCAUGAGGUUGUUCCAGAUUACCUGCGCACAAAACCAGAACCAGAGGUUGAAGAGAAAGUUCAGCUGUUGAGUGUAAAAGCUUCGUCAAUUACACCAGAGGUGGCACAGGUGAGAUGACAUGAUUUCCCAUUUUUAAUUUAUAUCAUAACCUACAUAAUACCUGGACUGAGACUUCACCUUCCUUCAAAGCAGUUGUUAAUCUGAGCCCAUGUUUUGAAGCAUACAGCCCAUUUAUUUAUUGCUUUUAUUUUUUAUAACAGAUUUUUAGCUUGUUCCUAUGUAAUUUACUCUAUUUACUUGUUUCAGAAAAAGCAUGGAAUUCAGAUAAAAGUGAUUGUCCAAGUUCUUGUAGCUUUGAGAUAAGACAUUUUCACUCACACUAUCAGUGUUAUUUUUGUUUGCAUGCAGCCUUCUGUAUGAUUUUAAUUUUUAUUUUUUGUUUAAUUUUAAAAUUUUAUUUCAUUAGGCUUCUUACUACUAAAGCAAAAGUUCUCAGGACGUGCAGUCAACUUCUUAUGUGGGAGUCCUUAUAAAACUUUAUACAAGUUUUUUGUUUUUGUUUUUUAAAGCAUACUCUACUUCUCUGUACAGUUCAGCAUUUGGGCGUUCCUGUUUUCUUUUUUCUUGUUUUUGAACUCAGUGGUUAUAUUUAGCAAGCUCUGGGUUUACAAUAGAGAAACAAAAAUGGAAGUAAAUUAAUAAUUAAUUCUAAUUUAAUCAAUGUAAAAUAACAUUUUUUUAAGUUGUCUUUUUUUUUUUCAUAAAGUCUUCAUAACUCUGUUAUAUUUUUGUUGCAGUUACUAUGAUUAUAAAAAGGCUGCUUGCAGAAUAGAAAUAAUAUAAAACUGCUGAGAAAACAAAACUCUUCCCUCCCGUAACCAAAGGAAAUUUACUCUUAAAAAAUUAUCUCACUAUUGUAUAUGAAGGAUUAUUUCUUUCUUUUGUAUUCCCCAGAAACAAUUAACAGCUUUAAAUAAAAUUACAAGCAAUAUACUGGACAUUAUCAAUGCCUCUAGUGAUGAAUGGGAUAAAGAUUCUAGUAAGUCAAGUAAAAUGUCACAAAGCUAAAGAAACUACAACUUUGGAUUUUCAAACACUUUUUUUUUUUAGUGCUCUUGUGAUAGUUCAGUUCUUUUACUGCACAGACUGCAGUUCGUAAGACAGUUUAAUAAAUAUUUAUAUUACUGGUACAUUAGAAUGAGUUGAAAAUAAUUGAAGUACCGGUAAUGUUAAUAAAUGAAAUAAGUUGCUCUUUCUUUUAUGGGAUGCUGAUGAUUAAUUUAACUUGGAGAGCAUUUACAAUUUAAAUUAUCUGACUUCUCUUUAGUUCUGUGUUAGUAGGCAUCUGUGGCCUACCGUAUAUUUUAUUGUAAACUUGGAGUUUGUGGCAUUACUAACAAGCUUACUUCUAUGUUAGACAUCAGUGGCCUACUGUAUAUUUUAUUGUCAACUUGGAAUUAUUGGCACAGCUAACAAGCUUUGAUCUAUAAUUAGAAUAAGUAAUGAAAUCAUAAGAUUAAUUAUGUACCGGUACUCUACAUCCUGUAAAAAUAAUCAAAUUGAUGUUAUAUUAGCACUAUUGUUUGCUCACAAAUGUUCAUAGCACCGUAGUAUUAGUUGCUCUAAUGCAAUUUUUCAUAGUAUCAUUUGCUGAAUUUGUUGAAUUUUACUUUUAAUUUCAACAUUAACAAACUAGGUGUUGUGAUUUUUAAAUUAAAAGUCAGAAGUUUGAACAUCUUCAAUCAGGACAUCAGCAAAACACAAAUAUAAGUUGUGCCAGGCAGUGUGGAGUGUCAAGGGAUUUAUUUACAAUUAAUGGUGAACUGAAUUUUCUCGGAGUUCGGCUUUUUCUGGAUCUUAAAUUUGAUUUUGGGAACAGAGUUUUAUAAACUGGUGCUGUUUACUGCACCUGUUUGUGUCUGUUUACUGCCCCUGUUUGUGUCCUUGAUUUACCAAUUCCACAAUCUGUCAUCUCUGUUUGAGAGAUAAACAAAUAGCAUUUCCAAUACUCUUGCCUAAUCCUGUAAGGACAGUAUCAGUAUCAAUAACUUAAAGCUCACUGUACAUGGGGCUUAAAUUUAACACUACCCUUAUAUUUAAAUAUUUACAUAAAGGUACUUAACCAAGUGAUUUUUUUGUGUGGCUUAAGAGGUACCAGUAUAGGGUAUUUGAUCCUAAUCUGGCCCAGUAUUGUCCCCUUCCAAAUUAUUUUCCAUAUAGUAAUAAAUUAGAAUUUGUAGAAAAGCGUUACAGGUUUUCUCCACACAAAAAAAUGGAAAUGAGUGAAACAAAGUAUGGGAAAACCUGAAAAUAAGAAUGCAAAAAAAUAAUGAAUGUGGAAAACAGUAAAAAUAGAAUAAAAUAAAAAUAACCCUUAGGUGCAAUAUAGUAUCCAAGAUGGCAGCGAGAGGAAUGUGACAGAUCAUAUGUAGGUGAGAGAUUAAAUACAGGCAAAAAGUGACAGAAGAGAGGCAAAGUAAGUCCACUGCAAUUAGUCGUAAUGGCAGAGAAAAGGUUUAACCAAAAAAUAAUUCCUUUAGGGUUAUUUUUGUCUGAAUUAGUUUUGUUAAUUGAUCCAGUAUCUUAACAUUUCAAACUUAAAAUGGGUAAGCGCUGUUUAGUCAUCAUGUUGUUGAAUUCUUGGCUUUUGAGAUCAAGUCCUCGCUAUAGUUGUGUAGUAAUAUAUGUUUGAUUUUUUCAAAUACAUCUGUUCAAUGAAAAUAAAAUUUUGACCCCAUAAUUAUGUGAUAACUAAAAUGAAAUAUGUAACUACCACUCUUAGGUAGAUUAUUAUCCAACUCCAGUCCUAAACUAGUUUCAAUUAUUAGUUAAUGGUAACAUGUAACAGAGGUUAACUUGCAUUAAAAUAGUUUAACUUCAGGGAAGUUGUUUUUUAAAAAAACAUAUAUUCUAAAUGUAUCUGAUUUUAUAUUCACCAGGUCAGAAGAAUAGUUUGCCACCAACUUCAGUUCCAACCGAGACAGCGACACUCAUAGGUGCAAUAACAAAGGGGACAAAGUUGCGACGAUCUGAUUCUCAGGGGCAGAUGCAACCAGGUCCUCAAAUGGGACAAAUGCAAGUGCAGCAACAACAACAACAGCAGCUUCAACCACAAAAGCCAAUGAGUAAAUAGAUUCAAUUAUUCAUAUUGCCAUAGAACUAAAAUCGAUAUUGUAUUGUAUAUAUUCAUUUUAUUCUGAAUCAAUUUUUUUUCCUUUUAGUAUCAUUAAUUUUAAUAUUAUUAUUUAUUUGCUAUAAUUAUAUAUUAUAAUGCUUGUAAUCUUUGGAAGCUUUUAAAUGUUGAAAAAUAAUUACUAACAUAGAGAGCAGCAAUUAAAGAGCACAAAAUGGGUCCAGUCUGCCAUAUAGUUGAUUUAAGGGGUGGUCGAUAAAGCAGGCCUGCAUGUGGCUUCCCCCAUCCUCUUUUUUUAAAAACUUUCUUUAUGAUUUUCUUUAUGAUGCCUGUGUUAUUACUCUUUAUGCCAUAACUUACACUUUUAAUAUUUGUAGGGGUACUUGGUGACUUCCUAGUAGUUAUUUUUUUUUAUCUAUAAUGGACAGAGUUGCUCUUCUUUCUUCAUGAAAUAUUUUGUUUUCAGAAUAAUUGUAACAAAUGGGGUUUUUGUCCUUGUUUUUCAGUGCCAGGAACUGGUAUUGGCAGGGUUCCAAGUGCCAUCAAAACUAACAUCAAAGCUGCAGCAACAUCACACCCUUAUCAGAGGCCCUGAUCUUUUGCAAGUUCUUUUAUUUAUAUGAAAAUUUUACAAAAUAAACUAUUUUACAAUGAACUUGACUUCAAAUUUUGCAUACACCUUCAUUUAUAAUAAUGGAUAGAAUUAGAAUAAACUGAUUGAGAGUAAAUGGAUCUUUCGUAAAAUUUUGUUUAAUGCUAACUUCUUAAGGAAAGGGGUAAGGUUAGCAAAUGAACUUUGGGCGUUAUUAUUAUUAUUGCAAUUAUUGGCCUGUUCCACGACAUCCUUCCAUUCAGAAUGAUCCAUGGCUUUUUGCCUAAAUACGCGAACCCCCAACUGGGGUAAAUACUUCUAUACAUGGUCAAUCUAUCUCAGCCUUGGGCGACCGGUGAUUCCUCUGCCCCUAGGUUUCUGCCUGUAUAUCACUAUUGCUGCUCUACAUUUCGGCAUCCUUUCAAUAUGCCCUUUUUUAUUGUUGCAACUAUGGGUGGGUCUUUGUACAAUUGGUAUAGCUCUUGGUUUGUACUGAUUCUCCAGACAUCAUUUUACAUCACUGGGCCGUAUGUUUUUCUGAGGAUUUUCCUCUCUCAUGUAUUGAGAAGGUUCUCUGCUUUUUUGGAAAG
Molecule: messenger RNA, 13102 nt
Organism: Lymnaea stagnalis (great pond snail)
Lineage: Eukaryota; Metazoa; Mollusca; Gastropoda; Lymnaeidae
Source: the annotation of a GenBank genome assembly